GGCACGAUUCGGGUCCGUGUCGCUGGCGCGUCCUCCGCCUGUCGCGACAUCAGGGCGGCGAUAAUGGUGGAUUACCAUAGCGCGGGGCAGCCCCACCCGUACGGCGGGAACGGGCCCGGUCCCAAUGGCGACUAUAUGGCCCAGGAGGACGAUUGGGAUCGGGAUCUGCUUCUGGACCCCGCCUGGGAGAAACAGCAACGCAAGACCUUCACGGCCUGGUGCAACUCGCACCUGCGCAAAGCCGGGACGCAGAUCGAGAACAUCGACGAGGAUUUCCGGGAUGGGCUCAAGCUGAUGCUGCUGCUCGAGGUCAUCUCGGGCGAGCGGCUCCCGAAGCCGGAGCGGGGCAAGAUGAGGGUGCACAAGAUCAACAACGUCAACAAAGCCCUGGACUUCAUCGCCAGCAAAGGCGUCAAACUCGUCUCCAUCGGCGCCGAGGAGAUCGUGGACGGCAACGCCAAGAUGACGCUGGGGAUGAUCUGGACCAUCAUCCUGCGCUUCGCCAUCCAGGACAUCUCCGUGGAAGAGACCUCGGCCAAGGAGGGGCUCCUGCUCUGGUGCCAGCGGAAAACGGCUCCGUACAAGAACGUCAACGUCCAGAACUUCCACAUCAGCUGGAAGGACGGGCUGGCCUUCAACGCUCUCAUCCACCGGCACCGGCCGGAGCUGAUCGAGUACGACAAGCUCCGGAAGGACGACCCCGUCACCAACCUCAACAAUGCCUUCGAGGUGGCCGAGAAGUUCCUGGACAUUCCCAAGAUGCUGGAUGCCGAGGACAUCGUGAGCACGGCGCGGCCGGACGAGAAGGCCAUCAUGACCUACGUCUCCAGCUUCUACCACGCCUUCUCCGGGGCCCAGAAGGCGGAGACGGCGGCGAACCGGAUCUGCAAAGUGCUGGCCGUGAACCAGGAGAACGAGCAGCUCAUGGAGGACUACGAGCGCCUGGCCUCGGAUCUGCUGGCGUGGAUCCAGCGCACCAUCCCGUGGUUGGAAUCCCGGGAUCCGCAGAAGACGAUCCCGGCCAUGCAGCAGAAGCUGGAGGAUUUCCGCGAGUACCGGCGCGUGCACAAACCGCCCAAGGUGCAGGAGAAGUGUCAGCUGGAGAUCAACUUCAACACCCUGCAGACCAAACUGCGCCUCAGCGGCCGCCCCGCCUUCAUGCCCUCCGAGGGCAGGAUGGUCUCGGACAUCGGGGCGGGCUGGCAGAGGCUGGAGCAGGCGGAGAAGGGACACGAGGAGUGGCUGCUGACGGAGCUGCGGCGCCUGGAGCGCCUGGAUCACCUGGCCGAGAAAUUCCGGCAGAAGGCGUCGAUCCACGAGGGAUGGACGGAAGGUAAGGAGGUGGCCCUGCGGGACCGGGACUCGGGCACGGCGUCGCUGGCUCAGGUGCGGGCGCUGCUCCGCAAGCACGAGGCCUUCGAGUCGGACCUGGCGGCGCACCAGGACCGGGUGGAGCAGAUCGCGGCCAUCGCCCAGGAGCUCAACGAGCUGGAUUACUACGACUCCCCGAGCGUCAACGCGCGCUGCCAGAAGAUCUGUGACCAGUGGGACCUGCUGGGCUCGCUGACCCACAGCCGCCGCGAGGCCCUGGAGAAAACGGAGAAGCAGCUGGAAACCAUCGACGAGCUGCACCUGGAGUACGCCAAGCGCGCCGCGCCCUUCAACAACUGGAUGGAGAGCGCCAUGGAGGACCUGCAGGACAUGUUCAUCGUGCACACCAUCGAGGAGAUCCAG
Messenger RNA from Pseudopodoces humilis (Tibetan ground-tit), 1734 nucleotides. The record is from RefSeq and is a predicted model, not a curated record. Lineage: Eukaryota; Metazoa; Chordata; Aves; Passeriformes; Paridae.